CAAUAUAUUUAACAGACAGCUGCUACGACAUAUGGGGAAAAACAUGUUGCGCCAGUAAAAAUUGAAUAAAAUUAAACAAAAUUCAAUUAAACCGAAUAUUAGACCACCAGGAGCCGACGCCGAUAGCAUGGCCGACUCAAAAACCAGCGAUGGGGACGUCGAGGAGCAAGCAUUCAACUGCAUUGACGAGGCAAAUGCGAUCAUCAACGAUGUAAAGGCGCACGUAGCUGAAAUAUGCAUCUCCUCCAAGCUGGCCAGCGAUGCCACGCAGAUAUACCUGAACAUACGGACCAUAGAGAGUGCCACCUGCUGCGUGCAGGUCACCAGUCGUGGCUUCAAGAUUGUCUCCUCCCAGUAUGACACCGUAGAUGCCGACAAGAGGAUGGCUGCCAAGCUACACAUCGAUGAGGUGGAGGAAGCUGCUGCAGAGGAAGACGAGGAGAUCUUUGAAACGCCCUAUGCGUUGCUGGACAAGAUAAGUCCUCGCUAUGUGGAAUCCUUCGGCAACCAACUGUGCCAGCAACUCAGGCAGCUGCAGCAGAUGCGGACAGAGUUCCUCGAGGAGGAAGAAGAGGAGGAGGAGGAGGAGGAGGAGGAAGAGGAUGACUAGUGACUGGAAGGAAACUCCGACCCGAGGCUGUAUACUCUUUAGACAGAAGAUUUUAAUGUUAGUUUUAUUUAAUGUUUACUCGUAAUGGUAUCUCGUGCGUUUUCUGGAGUGGGUCGAGGUCGUGGCCCAUCUCCGAAGUUUUAAUAUGUUUAUGUGUGUGUGUACCAUAAAGUAUUCCCGCGAGAGUUGGUCAUAGAAUCGCUUCAUUUUACCAUAGAAUAUCUAAUUAUAGGGCCAACUCCUCCCGUUUCGCAUGUAAUAUCGAUGUAACAUUGUCCUUGCUUAGCAAAAACCAAACACUCAAUCCAAAUCCCAAAUUAGACUUUAAGGCGUUUCAAGAAUAAAGAUUGUGAUUGCAGUUCCAA
This is a messenger RNA of Drosophila pseudoobscura, 975 nucleotides long. RefSeq names its product GSK3-beta interaction protein. The transcript has a single exon. Gene Ontology annotation, molecular function: protein kinase A binding; kinase regulator activity. Gene Ontology annotation, cellular component: cytoplasm. Lineage: Eukaryota; Metazoa; Arthropoda; Insecta; Diptera; Drosophilidae. Bases 128 to 610 code for a protein of 160 amino acids. Gene Ontology annotation, biological process: regulation of canonical Wnt signaling pathway. The record is from RefSeq and is a predicted model, not a curated record.